GCCUGUGGGUACAGUGUAGGAAGCACACAGCACACAUCCCAAUCUUGCCUGACUGCUGAAAGCCUAGUAAACAGGAAGGCUAGAAAUUACUGGUUUUAACUCACAGCUGCUAGGUUGAGAAACAUCUAGAUGAGCGAUGAAGUUAGGGUUUGAGGAAAUGGCUGCGUUUUGUAUUGCUUAAAGGACAGCAGCCCGCCCAAGCAGGGUAAGUCAGCAGGAUGCUCCCGGUGUGCCUCUGCGGCAGCGAUGUGGUCUCUAAGGAAACCCGUGCCUGAUGCUCGCAGCCUGGGCAGUGCUGGCGGCCCAGGGCCGUCUGUCUGCUGCCUGCUGAUGGAGGCUGCGCCGCAUCCACCAGGCAGGGCUCUGCACGCAUGCCCGUCUUCCCCGGCGUUUAGUGGUGUCAACUUAUUAAUUUCCAUCUUCGACUUCAGGCCUGUUAGUUUCCUGUCUGAAAGCAUUAUUACUUUUGUCCAUGUGGCAAAAUAAUUAGCAUACAGAUGAGAAGUGGCCCCAUGUCUGCGCGCCGAUAGAGAGAAGAUGUGCGGUUCGAAGUUGAUUGGAUGAAUGGAGAACAAAUGGUGGGCGUUCAAAAGCAUUAGAAGAGUUUUGUAGUCGCGGAGCAGGCUGGAGAAUUUUCUGGGGGUCACACAGAGGCUGCAGCUGAGGUCUGGGUGUGUGCAGUUCUCAGCUGGGUUUUGCCCUCCCUAUAUUGACAACUGAGGAAUCACACAGAGUGGAAAUGAACACUAGGAAGAAUUGGUGAAAAAAAUCGAGCUAGCAUCUCCAAAGUCCUGUGGUGGCAGCCAGCAGCGCUGGUCCAAAGAGGACCUGGAGAGUGAACUCAGCUUUUGUCUCUUGCCUUUCACUCAGCACCCUAACUGGAUGAAUGAGUAUAAAAUAGUGACCACAUCUGGUAGAAGGGAAGAUGUAGUUACUGAGUCCAGUCCAGUGUUUCUGUCUCUCACCUUGUCAACGAAAGAAAGGCUCCCGCUGGCCCCUACAGACAUAUGGAUAUUCCAGGAGCCACGUAAAGAUGGAGAAAUGGAGGCACAGAGAGGUUAAGUGACUUGGCCUCAGUCACAAGCUGGGGAGGACCAGGGAAAGCCUAGAGAGAGCCGGCUCUGGGCCUGCAUCCUGCCCAGGAAGUCACCCUGCCUCCGUCCUCAGGAGAGAAGGCUUCCUACAAGAUGGACGUGGACGCUGAGGAGAAGCGCCAUCGCACACGGUCCAAAGGGGUUCGAGUUCCUGUGGAGCCAGCCAUACAAGAGCUGUUCAGCUGUCCCACUCCAGGCUGCGAUGGCAGCGGUCACGUCAGUGGCAAAUAUGCACGACACAGAAGUGUAUAUGGUUGUCCUUUGGCUAAAAAAAGAAAAACGCAAGAUAAACAGCCCCAAGAACCUGCUCCCAAGCGAAAACCAUUUGCAGUGAAAGCAGAUAGUUCCUCAGUAGACGAGUGCUAUGAGAGUGAUGGUACUGAAGACAUGGAUGAUAAGGAGGAAGAUGAAGAAGAGGAGUUCUCUGAAGACAAUGAUGAGCAAGGGGACGAGGAUGAUGAAGAUGAGGAGGUGGACCGGGAAGAUGAUGAGGAGAUUGAGGAGGAAGAUGAUGAUGAUGAUGAUGAUGAUGAUGAUGAUGGGGAUGAUGUAGAAGAGGAAGAAGAGGAGGAGGAAGAAGAGGAGGAAGAAGAGGAAGAUGAAGAAGAAAAUGAAGACCAUCAAAUGAGUUGUACUCGAAUAAUGCAGGACACAGAAAAGGAUGAUAACAACAAUGAUGAGUAUGAUAACUAUGAUGAACUGGUAGCCAAGUCGCUAUUAAAUCUUGGCAAAAUUGCUGAGGAUGCAGCAUACCGGGCCAGGACUGAGUCAGAAAUGAACAGCAAUACCUCCAAUAGCUUGGAGGACGAUAGUGACAAAAAUGAAAACCUCGGUCGGAAGAGCGAACUGAGUCUAGAUUUAGACAGUGAUGUUGUUAGAGAAACAGUGGACUCCCUUAAGCUGUUAGCACAAGGACAUGGUGUUGUGCUCUCAGAAAACAUCAGUGACAGAAGUUAUGCUGAGGGAAUGUCACAGCAAGACAGCAGAAAUAUGAACUAUGUCAUGCUAGGGAAGCCCAUGAACAAUGGACUCAUGGAGAAGAUGGUGGAGGAGAGUGAUGAGGAAGUGUGUCUAAGUAGUCUAGAGUGUCUGAGGAACCAGUGCUUUGACCUGGCCAGGAAACUCAGCGAGACCAACCCACAGGACAGGAGUCAGCCACCCAACAUGAGUGUGCGCCAACACGUCCGGCAAGAGGAUGACUUCCCUGGGAGGACGCCAGACAGGAGCUACUCAGACAUGAUGAACCUUAUGCGGCUGGAGGAGCAGCUAAGCCCCAGGUCUAGAACGUUCUCCAGCUGUGCCAAGGAGGAUGGGUGUCAUGAGAGGGAUGAUGACACCACCUCAGUGAACUCAGACAGGUCUGAGGAGGUGUUUGAUAUGACCAAGGGCAACCUGACUCUGCUAGAGAAAGCCAUUGCCUUGGAGACAGAGAGAGCCAAGGCCAUGCGGGAGAAGAUGGCCAUGGACGCUGGGAGAAGGGAUAACCUGAGAUCCUAUGAGGACCAGUCUCCAAGACAGCUGGCUGGGGAAGACAGAAAAUCCAAAUCCAGUGACAGCCAUGUCAAAAAGCCAUACUAUGGUAAAGAUCCCUCGAGAACAGAAAAGAGAGAGAGCAAGUGUCCAACCCCCGGGUGUGAUGGAACCGGCCACGUAACCGGGCUUUACCCGCAUCACCGCAGUCUGUCUGGAUGCCCGCACAAAGAUAGGGUCCCUCCAGAAAUUCUUGCCAUGCAUGAAAAUGUUCUCAAGUGUCCCACUCCAGGCUGCACAGGGCGAGGGCAUGUGAAUAGCAACAGGAACUCGCACAGAAGCCUCUCGGGAUGCCCUAUUGCUGCUGCAGAAAAACUGGCAAAGGCCCAAGAGAAACACCAGAGCUGUGACGUGUCUAAAUCCAACCAAGCCUCAGACCGAGUCCUCAGGCCAAUGUGCUUUGUCAAGCAGCUUGAGAUUCCACAGUAUGGCUACAGAAACAAUGUCCCCACAACCACGCCGCGCUCCAACCUGGCCAAGGAGCUUGAGAAAUAUUCCAAGACUUCGUUUGAGUACAACAGUUACGACAACCAUACUUAUGGCAAAAGAGCCAUAGCUCCCAAGGUGCAAACCAGGGACAUAUCCCCCAAAGGAUAUGACGAUGCCAAGCGGUACUGCAAGAAUGCCAGCCCCAGCAGUAGCACCACCAGCAGCUACGCACCCAGCAGCAGCAGCAACCUCAGCUGUGGUGGUGGCAGCAGCGCCAGUAGCACGUGCAGCAAGAGCAGCUUUGACUACACACAUGACAUGGAGGCCGCACACAUGGCAGCCACAGCCAUUCUCAACCUAUCCACACGUUGCCGUGAAAUGCCACAGAACCUGUCCACCAAGCCGCAGGACCUGUGUACCGCCCGGAACCCAGACAUGGAGGUGGAUGAGAAUGGCACCCUGGACCUGAGUAUGAACAAGCAGAGGCCUCGAGACAGCUGCUGCCCAGUGCUGACACCCCUGGAGCCCAUGUCCCCCCAGCAGCAGGCAGUGAUGAGCAGCCGAUGUUUCCAGCUGAGUGAGGGGGAUUGCUGGGACUUGCCCGUAGACUACACCAAAAUGAAGCCUCGGAGGGUAGAUGAGGAUGACCCCAAAGAGAUUACCCCAGAAGACUUGGACCCAUUCCAGGAGGCCCUGGAAGAAAGAAGGUACCCAGGGGAGGUGACCAUCCCAAGCCCCAAACCCAAGUACCCUCAGUGCAAAGAAAGCAAAAAGGACUUAAUAACUCUAUCUGGCUGCCCCCUGGCGGACAAAAGCAUUCGAAGUAUGCUGGCCACCAGUUCACAAGAGCUCAAGUGCCCCACCCCAGGCUGUGACGGUUCUGGACACAUCACUGGCAAUUAUGCUUCUCAUCGAAGCCUUUCUGGGUGCCCAAGAGCAAAGAAGAGUGGCAUCCGGAUAGCACAGAGCAAAGAGGACAAGGAAGACCAGGAGCCAAUCAGGUGUCCGGUCCCUGGCUGUGACGGUCAGGGCCACAUCACUGGGAAGUAUGCAUCCCACCGCAGCGCCUCAGGCUGCCCCUUGGCGGCCAAGAGGCAGAAAGACGGGUACCUCAACGGCUCCCAGUUCUCCUGGAAGUCAGUCAAGACUGAGGGCAUGUCCUGCCCUACACCCGGGUGUGAUGGGUCGGGACACGUCAGUGGCAGCUUCCUCACACACCGCAGCUUGUCAGGAUGUCCAAGAGCCACAUCAGCAAUGAAGAAAGCUAAGCUGUCUGGAGAGCAGAUGUUGACUAUCAAGCAGCGAGCCAGCAAUGGUAUAGAAAAUGAUGAAGAAAUCAAGCAGUUAGAUGAAGAGAUCAAGGAGCUUAAUGAAUCCAAUUCCCAGAUGGAGGCUGACAUGAUCAAACUCAGAACUCAGGUAACAAUCACCACAAUGGAGAGCAACCUGAAGACAAUUGAGGAGGAGAACAAAGUGAUUGAGCAGCAGAACGAGUCGCUCCUGCACGAGCUGGCCAACCUGAGCCAGUCCCUGAUCCACAGCCUUGCCAACAUCCAGCUGCCUCACAUGGAUCCAAUCAAUGAACAAAAUUUUGAUGCUUACGUGACUACUUUGACGGAAAUGUAUACAAAUCAAGAUCGUUAUCAGAGUCCAGAAAAUAAAGCCCUACUGGAAAAUAUAAAGCAGGCUGUGAGAGGAAUUCAGGUCUGAACAGCUGCUGUAGUGGUGACUCAUGCUUAAAAAGGAUGCCUCUUGUUUCUUGCUGCUGUAACUUACCAGAAAGUGUUCUAUAUUUAUUUCUGUCGGAACAGUGUUAUGCUACAAGACUUCAUAAUGGUUUUGUGUGCUCUGAGAUAGUACCUGCAGACUAGUUUUGGAUACAUUCACAUUUUGUAUGUUUUCAUAUAAGCUGACAUAGUGUGAUUUGCCAUGUAAUGUUUAUAGCUGCUGCUGUCUGCACAUUUGGGGGUCUCUAUAUUUCUGAAGAGGUAAGCUGAUCAAAAUAAAUAGAGUGUAAAUUCUUUUUAAUGCUUUAGUGAUUAAAUGUUUUAGUAUUUUAAACUGAAAUGGACAAAAAAAGAAAAAGGGAAAAAAAAGCAGGUUUGAAUGAUCACUAUGGCCUCGUGGCCACUUUUAGACAUUAUCAUUUUGCCUCAGGUUGGAGGACUUUGUGGAAUUUAAGAAAUACAUUUUGUGUGCAUAUUGUUUCAUAGCAAGAAUUGGUUGCAAAAAAAAUGCUUUAUUUUUGAACAAUGCUUGGAAAUAUUAUGUGACUUUUUUGUUUGUUUGUUUUAGGAGGAUGGUGUAUGGUGGGGGCAAUAAAUGAGGUUUUUUGCAUUCCAAGGAAAUGGCAUAUGGAUUAACUAUAAGAAAUGAAAUAAGUAAUUUAUUGUAAGACAACAUCAAGCCAUGGAAACUUGGCAGAAGAUUCAAAGCAGCUUAAACAGCACUUUUAAUUAACUCCUAAACAUUACAUGGUGGGACUGUGGACUCCGUUAAGACAGGAGCUUGUCAGAGGUGGACAACAUGAAGAUUUCCUUUGCAUUUUCAGUAACCUUUGGAGCACCCUUCUCUUAUUUCUCCUAGAGCCCCGUGCCCCUCUGAACUGUUACCACAAUAUAGCUUACCUAACAGAAGUUGAUUGUUUUUCAAUUUGAGCAAAAAGGUAAUUUAAGCAUUUAUCUCCCCUUCUCACUUUCAAAAAUCAUCAUCCUUCGUUAUUCUUGUUUCACAUCUGAGGAUGAAGGCUAACGGCUGUGAUUGCCCUGGUUACUGGAUGGGAUUCUCUGCUGGGCGGGUGGGAGAGCAGCACUACCCUUCCCUUCCCCUCCCUGCCCCAACUGUGACUUUGAAUAAGCCUUGGUCCUAUCCAGAACACUCUGGACACCAAGGCCAUGGACGUUCACGUUCUGCCCUCGCUGGGUCCAGCUGACUCUAGCAUCUGCACAGCCUUGUUUGGUUUAUGGUGACCUAACCUGAGAAAGAAUGCAAUCAGAUUUUAAAGUAACUAAAUAUACUUCGGCACUUUUUUGCUUUAAACUAGAUCAUCUUAGACUUGUUGAUACCUUCGAAAUUUGAUGGUUUCAUCCCAAAUGACUGCACUAUAUGUAUGCAUACGGCCACUUUUGAUUGCUGCGCCCCCUUCUGAGUAGUCUUUGACAAUGUGUUGUGUUCCCCGAUGUCGACUUGAUUUCCUUUUAGUAGCAUCUCUCUCUUCCAUGUCUUGAUGUUAUGCAGGAAGUACAAAAGUACUUUAAAAUUUUGUUAUGAAAUAAAAAAAAAGGAUGGGUUUUGUAAAAAUAAAAAAAAAAAUAUUUUUAGCAGAACAGGACUUACAGGGUCAUUGUCCCCACAAUGUGCCAGUCGGCUCUUUGCACUCGCCUUGUCCUAUAUAUCCGUACGGAGGUGUGCAAUCCUGUGUCAGUCGCCUUGUGACACUGAAGUGGAUGAGUUAUAGAGGAGGCCCUCAAGGCUGACCCAAUACAGUUACUAAGGGAGACUACAGGGAUCUCACGACAAAUAUUCUGAUACAAUACUCAACCUCGGUAUAUAUAUAUAUGUAUAAAUAUAAGAAUAUCCCAGCGGCACUUUAUACUGUUCACUGUACAAAAGCUUACAGUUUUCCACAAGGACUUUAAUACCUAGCUGGGGGAAAAGAUUAUGUAAUUACUUGGGGCUCUGCAGGACCUUCUCUGUCCAGCGCCCCUUUCUGUUGUGCGAUUAGUUGUAGCUGCCAUGCUCAGAAUUGCCUUUUUGAGAGCUGAAGCAAGGUGCUUACUGUCACCUGAUGCCAUACACAUGGUCUCAGGCCCUCGCCCAGGGGCCUCUGUUCAUAGCAGCACAUGCAUUUCCCCACCGCGUCUUGUCUGCAGCUUCUUGGCCAAUGUAGUAAUGCUUUUAGUAGAGUAAUAGGUAGUAUCAGUUUGGAUUCUUAUUGUUAUCACCUAUGUACAAUGGAGAGGGGUUCUAAGCACAAAUCUGCUGCUCAUGUAACGUUGGUACAUAAUAUCAAAUCAAAAGUUAUCUGUGACUAUAUAUAGGGAUCACACAGUGUCACAUGUUAGAAUGCUGACCUUCCACAUGGGGUUAUUGUGAGUCAUCAGAGCAUAUUUAUUAUAACUUAUUGUUCAUAUUCAUUUCUAAGUUCAUUUAAGUAAUCAUUUAUUAAGACAGAAUUUUGUAUAAACUAUUUAUUGUGCUCUCUGUGGAACUGAAGUUUGAUUUAUUUUUGUACUACACGGCAUGGGUUUGUUGACACUUUAAUUUUGCUAUAAAUGUGUGGAAUCACAAGUUGCUGUGAUACUUCAUUUUUAAAUUGUGAACUUUGUACAAACUUUGUCAUGCUGAUGUGAACACAUCUUACUCUGAAUAAAAAGUGUUGCCAAGUUUGUAGCACGAAGGA
Messenger RNA from Meriones unguiculatus (Mongolian gerbil), 7455 nucleotides. It is a transcript of the gene Myt1l, whose product is annotated as myelin transcription factor 1 like. The record is from RefSeq and is a predicted model, not a curated record. Gene Ontology annotation, biological process: regulation of transcription by RNA polymerase II. The coding region runs from base 1188 to 4763 and encodes 1191 amino acids. NCBI's taxonomy places the organism in Eukaryota, Metazoa, Chordata, Mammalia, Rodentia, Muridae. Gene Ontology annotation, molecular function: DNA-binding transcription factor activity, RNA polymerase II-specific; RNA polymerase II cis-regulatory region sequence-specific DNA binding; zinc ion binding. The transcript is spliced from 26 exons. Gene Ontology annotation, cellular component: nucleus.